This is a messenger RNA of Pteronotus mesoamericanus, 3105 nucleotides long. RefSeq names its product acyl-CoA oxidase 1 (gene ACOX1). Gene Ontology annotation, biological process: fatty acid beta-oxidation using acyl-CoA oxidase; lipid homeostasis; very long-chain fatty acid metabolic process. Bases 123 to 2105 code for a protein of 660 amino acids. Lineage: Eukaryota; Metazoa; Chordata; Mammalia; Chiroptera; Mormoopidae. Gene Ontology annotation, molecular function: fatty acid binding; FAD binding. The record is from RefSeq and is a predicted model, not a curated record. Gene Ontology annotation, cellular component: peroxisome. The transcript is spliced from 14 exons.
GCGGGCCGGGGGCGGGGCCUCGCGCGGUACUGGGGCUGCUCUUCUGGCCGGGCUGGCACUUUGGCUACGGACAUCCUUCGUCUUCUUCGUCUCGUCUUCCGUGACCUCCGCUUGUCGUCACCAUGAAUCCGGACCUGCACCGGGAGCGGGCCGCCGCCAGCUUCAACCCCGAUCUGCUCACGCAUAUCCUGGACGGCAGCCCACAGAAAACCCGGCGCCGCCGAGAGAUCGAGAACUUGAUCCUGCACGACCCGUACUUCCAGCACGAGGACUUGAACUUCCUCUCGCGCAGCCAGCGGUACGAGGUGGCUGUCAAGAAGAGUGCCGCCUUGGUGAAGAAGAUGAGGGAGUUUGGCAUCUCAGACCCCGAUGAAAUCAUAUGGUUUAAAAACUUUGUGCACCGAGGGCCUUCGCCUCUGGAUCUUCACUUGGGCAUGUUCCUGCCCACCUUGCUUCACCAGGCGACUGCGGAACAGCAGGAGCGCUUCUUCAUGCCCGCCUGGAACUUGGAGAUCAUUGGCACUUAUGCCCAGACAGAGAUGGGUCAUGGAACUCAUCUUCGAGGCUUGGAAACCACAGCCACUUAUGACCCUGAAACCCAGGAGUUUAUUCUCAACAGUCCUACUGUGACCUCCAUCAAGUGGUGGCCUGGUGGACUUGGGAAGACUUCAAAUCAUGCGAUAGUACUUGCCCAGCUCUACACCAAGGGGAAGUGCUAUGGAUUACACGCCUUCAUAGUACCUAUUCGUGAAAUUGGAACCCAUAAGCCUUUGCCAGGUAUCACUGUUGGGGAUAUUGGCCCUAAAUUUGGCUACGAUGAGAUGGAUAACGGCUACCUGAAGAUGUACCAUUACCGUAUCCCCAGGGAAAACAUGCUGAUGAAGUAUGCCCAGGUGAAGCCCGAUGGCACCUACGUGAAACCCGUGAGUAACAAACUGACCUACGGGACCAUGGUGUUUAUCAGGUCCGUCCUUGUGGGAGAAGCCGCUCGCGCUCUGGCUAAGGCAUGCACCAUCGCCAUCCGAUACAGUGCCGUGAGGCACCAGUCUGAAAUCAAGCCCAGUGAACCAGAACCACAGAUUUUGGAUUUUCAAACCCAGCAGUAUAAACUCUUUCCACUGCUGGCCACUGCCUACGCCUUCCAUUUCGUGGGCGCAUACAUGAAGGAGACCUACCAUCGGAUCAAUGAAGACAUUGGCCACGGGGACCUGAGCGAGCUGCCCGAGCUUCACGCGCUCACCGCUGGGCUGAAAGCUUUCACCUCCUGGACAGCGAACACCGCGAUCGAGGCCUGUCGGAUGGCUUGUGGCGGGCAUGGCUAUUCUCACUGCAGUGGUCUUCCCAAUAUUUAUGUCACCUUCACCCCCACCUGCACCUUCGAGGGAGAAAAUACUGUCAUGAUGCUACAGACGGCCAGGUUCCUGAUGAAAAGUUACGAUCAGGUGCACUCAGGGAAGUUGGUGUGUGGCAUGGUGUCCUACCUGAAUGACCUGCCCAGUCAGCGCAUCCAGCCGCAGCAGGUCGCAGCCUGGCCGACCACAGUGGACAUCAACAGCCCCGACAGCCUCACCGAGGCGUAUAAACUCCGUGCGGCCAGACUAGUAGAAAUUGCUGCGAAAAACCUUCAGACUGAAGUGAGUCACAGAAAAAGCAAGGAGGUAGCGUGGAACCAGACUUCCAUCGACCUCGUUCGAGCAAGUGAGGCACAUUGCCACUACGUGGUAGUUAAGCUCUUUACAGAACAGCUCCACAAAAUUCAAGAUAAAUCCAUCCAGGCUGUCUUGAGGAAUUUAUGUCUCUUGUAUUCUCUGUAUGGAAUCAGUCAGAAAGCAGGGGAUUUUCUUCAGGAGAACAUCCUGACAGACUCUCAGGUCAUCCAAGUGCACCAGCGCAUCAAGGAGUUGCUGACUGUCGUUCGCCCGGAUGCGGUGGCUUUGGUGGAUGCGUUUGAUUUUCAGGAUAGGUCGUUGGGCUCUGUGCUUGGCCGCUAUGACGGGAAUGUGUAUGAGAACUUGUUUCAGUGGGCCAGGUUAUCCCCCCUGAACAAAACAGAGGUCCAUGAAUCUUACUACAAGCACCUGAAGCCACUGCAGUCCAAGCUGUGACGGUCACAGCAGCAAGCGGAGCCUGCUCCAGAAAGCAGCUGUACUACUCCACGCGCGCUGUAUGUCACACGGAUCUGUGCAGAGUCUUUAUCGAAUCAGAGGCAUUGGGCAAAUGAUCAGUUGACCCUUUUCCCCUUUAUAAAUGAAGGAAAAAAUGAACAACUUACAGAGAUUAAAUGAAAAAACAAAUGUGUUUUAAGUGCAAUUAACAUUGAAAGAGAGCUUGUUAAGCAUUCAGAAAAAACUUUAAGAAAUGCAUUGUGUCCUCCCUUUGCUACGCUGCUGGUCCUAGUAGACUAUAACUUUUGAUAAUUAGAAUUUAACUACUAAGUAGUUAAUGUUUUCACAUCUUAAUUGCUAAUCACUGGAUAUAUGUUUGUAGGCAAAGGUGUUUUGAAGUGGGGUAGAACCCUUCUAAGCUUUCUGCUAAAUACCCUGCUGCUCCCGCAUGGGCCCUGGCAUAAAAGCAGGGCUGAAGAAAGCGGACUGGGGGAAAUAAACUAAUCAGGAAAUUGGGUGGGAGUGGUUUGUGCUUGGCACACUGCCUGCCUGCUUGCCCUCGGUUGCGGACAUACUGUUUCUGUUUGGUUAUAGUAGCGUUUUUCCAACACAAGGAUUUCUUCAUCAAGAUCAUGGUCCUGUGUAGUUGGGAACUAGUGUUCCAUUUGAAGGAUCCCUAAAUUGUCACUGUAGUAACACUACAAUUUCCUUUGUCCCCAACUUCUUGGGAAGAGGUAGGUAGCAAAGUUAUGAACACAUAGGACAUACGACAACUGAUGGGACUUCAAUCAGUGGUGUUUGGUCUCCCUCCCUCCCUCUCCCUUAACCUUCAGAAAGAGGUGCUGAAGAAAGGAGACAAAAGUCACAGUUCCUCCCGAGUAGAGUAAGGACAGGGAGAGCUCUCAGUUACACUUGCUCUGACUCUGGUGAUCGUAUUAACUGGGUAGUCUAGAACAAUCAGGAUUUCACAUGUUCUGACAUUUGGCCCAAAUCAUUAAAA